This is a messenger RNA of Halteromyces radiatus, 567 nucleotides long. RefSeq lists its product as uncharacterized. Lineage: Eukaryota; Fungi; Mucoromycota; Mucoromycetes; Mucorales; Cunninghamellaceae. The transcript is spliced from 2 exons. The record is from RefSeq and is a predicted model, not a curated record. The coding region runs from base 1 to 567 and encodes 188 amino acids.
AUGAUGGGAGGAACUUGUUUAUGUAUCAAAGCAAAAUGGGUGACAUUAAAAUCAUGGUUAGUACCUUCUUCUUUAAAAUUAUUACAUCGACGACGACGACAUAAUAAAAAAGAAUAUUAUCAACAACAACAACAAAUGCAAGAAAGACGACCUUCUCACUGUACUAGUUGUUCAUCACAACCUUCAGAUUUACAAGAUGAAGAUCGCCAAGCCUACUCGUUUUUCAAACGCCGGUCAAGUCAGAGUUCACAAAUGACGUUGACUGAUUUACAACGUGAAGCUGAUAAAAUCUAUGAUUUAUUCUUGUUAGCUAUGGAUGAGUUGAAUUAUGCGGGUGACUCACAAGGUACAUUUUAUUAUGUCAAUGAUCGUGUUAGCGCGCAAGAAGCUAUUGAAAAUUUUUCGUGUGCAUCUAUGCAAUUAUUGACCAAAGCACAUGAUCCUCAAUUCAAAUCUCAAUUACAAGCAAUGGUACGACCAAGAUUAUUACUAUUACAAAAAAAAUUCAAUGCAUUACCUGAUGAAGAUGAUCCUCUGACCCAUCGUCAAUCUCUUUAUUGUUCAUAA